ACUGCCUCGGUCUCAUUAACUGGUGUUCAUUUCCUCUGCGGAUGCUUUCAGGCUCGGCUCCAGAGGUUUCGUUGAUAGGCCUGCCAGGCACAGCUAGACUGGCACUGUGACCUACAGCUUCCAGGUGGCUCUGUCCCCAGGUGCCAGCUUGGCAUCAGGAUACCCCAGGAUACUCAACUCUGACCCCCUCACCAACCAAUUCACUGUGUCUAUGAUCAACACUAACAAAGCACAGGUGACAGUAACAGGUACCACCAACCUGGAUUUUGAGAUGUCACCCAACAGCUUUGUUCUUCAAAUCCUCGCUGUGGACAGUACGGAGGACCUGGCACUCCAGAGACUCACAGUGAUCAUAACUGAUGUCAACGAACCCCCUGUAUUCCUAGAUGAAGAGCCUGUCCUGUAUGUUCUGGAGAAAUCCCCACCAGGACAGAUCUACAGGCCAACAGUCUCUGAUCCGGAGAACCAGCCUGUGACUUUUACACUGACCCCGUCAAACACAGAGUUUCGUAUUGAUGUUGGCUCAGGAUUCCUGACUACAACUAAACAGUUCAACUACCUGACUGACCCCAGAAGCUAUGCCUUCAACCUGACAGUGAGUGAUGGAAACAACAGCGUAUCCAGAACACUGGUCAUCAACAUCAUCAACAGGAACGAUGAUAAACCUCAGUUCCUAAAUACAAUCACAGACUUCACAGUCUCUGAGGAGCUGAGUCCAGGGUUUAUCGUGACCAACAUCACAGCAGUGGUGCCCGAUGACUCCUUGUACAUCAUCUACAGCAUCGGCACCAACAACUACCUGGCUAUACACAGAUACACUGGCCUGGUGACUAUAGCCAACAGGAUGGACCGUGACUCAGCGCCUCUCAGGGAGGACCCCGUAAUAACGGUCCUUGUGACAGCCACCCCCAGCCCCUCUGCUCCUCCCUCCAACACCAUCACUCUGACCAUCACCGUCACGGACAUUAACGACAACCCUCCCAUCUGCUCCCCAGACGCACAGAGGGUGGCAGUAUCUGAGACGGAAAAACCUGGGGCCCUGAUCACCACGGUAACGUGUACAGAUAACGACGUUGAGACGGCCUUCAGAGAGUUCCUGUUCACUGGCCUGUCCUGUCUGGGCUGCGCUAACCGCUUUGCUCUGGAACCCACGGGAUCCAAUCAGAUCGUACUCAAAGGAAACCUAGACCUUGAGGAUCCCAGUAACCUGCUUGAGGCUAAUGAAUACAGCCUGUUGGCUGUGGCUGAGGAUAAGGAUGAGUCCAACCUAAAAGGUAGUGCAUACAUCUAUGUGACGGUGACACCUGUGAAUGAGUUUCCCCCUGUGUUUAGUCCUCCAUCAUAUUUCUACAGAAUCUCUGAGCUUCUUGGACGUGGGACGGUGAUAGGAUCAGUGAAAGCUACGGACAGAGACCUCCCUGCCUACGGCGUCCGUUACUCCCUGAUCUCUGGUGGAGGAACGGGUGGUCCGCUCAUUGCCACCACUACGGUCACUAUCAACAUCACAGAGGCCAAUGACGAGCCUCCACUGUGUGGCCCCAACCAGACACAACUAAUAGUCCCCAAGGACCUGAGGACAGGCUCCAACAUCCAGGGCUUCAUCAUGACCUGCUCAGACAGGGACUCCCCUUCAGCCUCCUUCAUCUACUCUAUCUCGGGUACUGCCGGCCUCUAUAAAAGAUAUCAUAAGCUUGAUAUUUCCCCAAAAUGUUUCCCUAUAGGGGCCAGCAACCUGAAUAACCAUUUUGUGUUCUCACCUUCCUCUGGCACCAACGUCACCAGGCUCUUCCUGAAGGAGCCCUUUGACUAUGAGAGUGGCCUGGACCGGGUCUGGUACUACUGGUCAGAUAUGCUAACUACUAUCGGUGCUCUUAUCAGUCUGAACAGAACAACAAGACUACAGAUACUGUACAAUGCACUCUGCCUGACUGUGCUGGUUUCUGAUGGGAACCUGCGGUCUGCAGGGUCUGUGCCGAGAGGUCUGACCCAGACUGGCACAGUCAUCAUCAAUAUCCUAGUAGUGGACCCUGACCUCACCACCGUCACCACUACAACUAUAAUUUCCUCACAGCACAGACUAGCGCCACCACAGUUAACCUUUCCCUUGCAGCCUCGUGUAACAUACAUCACCGUCACAGAGAACACGUACAGCAUUGACGACUGGUAUAUAUGGUUUGUCAUUGCUCUGGGGACCGUGCUACUGCUUGGUUUACUCUCAUACCUGCUGUAUCACCUCUGUGGGAAGCUCUACAAGGCUCUUAAGCACAGUGACUGCUCCUGCUGCGAAACCAGGCCCCGGGAAGACCAGGAAGUACUGAUCCCAGAACCAACACCUCCAAAGAGGGAAAUAUUAAUGGAAGUGAUCAAGAUCACCACUGUAUUUGAUGGAGAGGAAGUUGAUCCUGUCACAGGGAGGGUGUACGAGUACAACAGUAAGUCUGGAGCCAGACGCUGGAAGGACGUCACCACUGUGUCUGAGUCUGUCCCUAUGAUACAGCCAGAGAGCAGCAGCAUGGUCAUUCCUCAUGGUCAGCAUGGUCAUUCUGCCCAAUCACAGGCUAGGAGUUGGAGGGCUAGCACUGGCCAAUCAAAAAUGAGGAGUGAGGGAGUAGGCAGGGCCACAGAGGAUAGAGGAUCUCCCUGGUCCAGUCAGAGCAGACAAACGUCUGGGCAGUCUGCAAGGUCUGCUCGGUUUGCUCUUUCAGAAGGAGGCGUAAAGUUAGAUAUGGUACCCAUGACAACUAGGGGAAGGCCCAACAUGUCUGAAGUCUGAUUCCUCACUGACAUAUAAUACACUACUUGUUUAGAAAUCUUUCAAAUCAUUAUUAUAGUGGAGCAUAGGAUUUUUGUUUUGGGAAAAAUGUUUAGCCUUUACAACAGUUGUGUAAACGUUUGUGAAGAUAAUGUACGUGCAGAGAUACUCAAAUACGUUGUACAUUAGUGCAAGCUGGGUCGGGGUCAUAAAAUGACCUGGUAACAGCUUUGUAAAUCAAGAUAACAGACAAAUAAAUAUAACCUGUCAACGCUUAUCUAGAUUAAAACUGCUCUGGCGUUGCUAUGUUACACAGACCGUUGCCGUCAUUCACCAAAGUCAAGUGUAACCAACUGUCCUACUGAAGAUACACUAAUCCUGCCAGCCUUCUUUCUACCAUAACUGUGUCUUUUGGUCUGUUUUGAAAUGCUCAGAGAGAAAAAAUAUAUAAUCACACAGAAAAUAAUCAAAUAACAUUUUCAUAAUUGCAAAGAAAGUUGCUAUAAUCUACUUUUUCAAUGUUAAAAGACGGAUCCUCCACAGGCCAUCAACUAACAGUUGGGCACUACAGUCAGACCCUUCAUCAUUGGUCAGGCCCUUUUCUUCACGCAUGGAAGUUCUCAGCAGUCAUAAGAGAAGAGAAGCAUCCGUGAUGCUCUUCUGGGAAGAGAAGCAUCCGUGAUCAUUUAAUCAUUAAAUCGCAAGGAUUAGACAAGCAAACAUCUUCCACAUUGCAGCCGACUUUGAAGUCAAGUCAAGACUGACUGAUCCACAAAUAAAUCACCUUGUAUCAUAAAUAUCUACUCAAUAUUUUUUUUUUUUAAAUUAGGUCAGUCACAAUUUACCCAUAAUACAUCACGAUUUUGAAGCAGUUUAACCACCACCCUGUGACUGAGUACUGGGUUGCUGUGUGUGGUAGAGGGGAGAUAGCCUGGCCCCACAUUUGUUUGUGCUGUCAGUAAAUGACCAUAUGAGUUGACAAAACAACACAAACAAAUCUGGAACCAGGCUAGAGGACAGAGCAAAACAUGUUGACGUGGUUUAAUUCAUAGGCUGUUGAAAUUGAGCAUUUAUAACAUAUGUGUUUGAGAGAAGUGAUUUGACUGAAUUCAACUCACAGCCUGUCUCCUUACUACUGUAACCAGCUUGAUGUGGCUCUAUUAUAGCCUAAAAAGGAAUUGAAUCGGGGUCCAGUCUCAAUUAGCUUAAGAAUACACCAAAGACGUCACAGACUUCAUCAAGGCAAUUCAUUGUCUGGGAUUGUCCUGAGAGAGAUACAAACACAAUAAUAAUAUCUAAUACAUUCAGUAUUGUACAUGAAAGAAUAUUCCAAGUGACCAAAGAUUCCAAGUGACCAAAGAUUCUAAAUGACCAAAGAUUCCAAGUGACCAAAGAUUCUAAAUGACCAAAGCAUAUUACAUGUCAGUGGACGGACAGAAAGCAACAUUGUGAUUAAAAAGCUAAAGGUUGAAGGAAACAGAUACAGUAAUAGAAUAAUAACUGUUUACAGACACAAAACAAAAAGUUAAUGUGACAAGAGCUACUCAGAUGAAGUAAAAAAAAUUUUUUUUUAAAGUUUGUCCCUGCAAGGGCACCAUACCACCUCUCCUCUGCGGGCACUGUUGCUGAUGAGGGCAGCAGUGGAUGGCGAAGGGGGGCUCAUAUAAGGUCUGUGCUCAAUCCCUAGGCUCUGGUGCAGGGCAGUCUGUCCAUGUCGUGCCAUGGGGUCUCUUUAUCGGGGACCCAGGUGUUGCCCACCCACAGAACCCCGUUCAGGGAACCACAGAUCUGAGAGAGAGAGAGAGAGAGAGGACUGUUAGGCUUUUUCUCAAUUUCUUAGAAAUCUGUCCUCUCCUUGGCUCUGCCUCCAUCUGCACUGACCCAGAAAAGAUUGACAUGGGAAAACAAUAUGGUGGAAGCUCAUCAUUAGGUUGGUUUUCACUCGAUCAGUUUAUUUUUUAGAUCAGUGGGGAGAUAGAGAGAAAAAAAACAUGGACUGAGAAAAGACAUUAUCUCACCACAGGCAUGUUGAGACCAUGCCCUGUCCUCGGCACUGUGCCAGGGUACACGCUGUAGACCCCUGGCCCAUGACGACGCACUCUUCAACCACAGGAUGGUUGAGAGCACGAUCACCACAAUGUUCUGCCAGAAUGGAAGGA
This is a messenger RNA of Oncorhynchus tshawytscha (Chinook salmon), 4911 nucleotides long. RefSeq names its product cadherin-related family member 3. The coding region runs from base 212 to 2773 and encodes 853 amino acids. NCBI's taxonomy places the organism in Eukaryota, Metazoa, Chordata, Actinopteri, Salmoniformes, Salmonidae. Gene Ontology annotation, molecular function: calcium ion binding. The record is from RefSeq and is a predicted model, not a curated record. Gene Ontology annotation, biological process: homophilic cell-cell adhesion. Gene Ontology annotation, cellular component: plasma membrane; cell-cell junction. The transcript is spliced from 18 exons.